Molecule: messenger RNA, 1752 nt
Organism: Oncorhynchus gorbuscha (pink salmon)
Lineage: Eukaryota; Metazoa; Chordata; Actinopteri; Salmoniformes; Salmonidae
Product: adenylate cyclase type 2-like
Biological process (GO): adenylate cyclase-inhibiting G protein-coupled receptor signaling pathway; cAMP biosynthetic process; intracellular signal transduction
Cellular component (GO): plasma membrane
Molecular function (GO): adenylate cyclase activity
Source: RefSeq, a predicted model, not a curated record
AACAUGGAGGACCACCUAGCGUUCCUGAUCACCGUGCCCACCACCCUCUUCCUCUUCCUCUCCAUCUUCAUCCUGGUCUGCAUAGAGUCCGUCUUCAACCGCAUGCUCCGCCUCUUCUCCCUCCUUAUAUGGGCCUGCCUGGUUGCCAUGGGUUACCUCUUCAUGUUCUCCGGGGGGAUCCUCUGUCCUUGGGACCAGGUCUCCUUCUUCCUGUUCAUAGUGUUUGUGGUUUACACCAUGCUGCCGUUCUCCAUGAGAGGAGCAGUCAUAGCCAGCAUCAUCACAUGUUUAUCACACACAAUCACACUCAGUGUGUGUCUGGCGUCUACUGCAGAGGCCUUUGAACCACUGGUGUGGCAGAUCCUGGCUAACAUCAUUAUCUUUACGUGUGGUAACCUGGCGGGAGCGUACCAUAAGCACCUGAUGGACCUGGCCCUCAGACAGACCUACCAGGACACCUGCAACUGCAUCAAGUCCCCCAUCAAACUGGAGUUUGAGAAACACCAGCAGGAAAGGUUACUGUUGUCCCUGCUCCCGGCCCAUAUCGCCCGUGUGAUGAAGGCAGAGAUCAUUCAGAGGUUACAGGGACCAAGGGACAGGGACUUCGGCCGGGCAGAGGGAACCAACAACUUUCACAACCUCUAUGUCCAACGACACACGAACGUUAGCAUUCUGUACGCAGACAUAGUCGGUUUCACUAAACUGGCUGGUGACUGCUCACCCGGAGAACUGGUGCACAUGCUGAAUGAAUUGUUCGGCAAGUUUGACCAGAUCGCCAAGGAAAAUGAGUGUAUGCGUAUAAAGAUCCUGGGUGAUUGUUAUUACUGUGUAUCAGGCCUGCCAGAGUCUCUACCACACCAUGCAGGCAACUGUGUCAAGAUGGGACUGGACAUGUGUGAGGCCAUCAAGAAGGUGCGGGAUGCUACUGGGGUUGACAUCAAUAUGCGAGUCGGGGUGCAUUCUGGGAACGUGCUGUGUGGCGUCAUCGGCCUCCAGAAGUGGCAAUACGAUGUCUGGUCGCAUGAUGUCACUCUAGCCAAUCACAUGGAGGCAGGGGGCGUGCCAGGGCGUGUCCAUAUCUCCUCAGUAACAUUGGAGCAUCUGAAGGGCUCCUAUAAGGUGGAACCAGGGGAGGGACAAAGUAGAGACUUUUACCUGAAGGAACACGGAGUCAUCACCUACCUGGUCAUCAACCCCAAGGCUGAGAGGCGGAGCCCCCACCUGUGUACACGUUCUCGUUCUACAUUGGACGGAGGGAAGAUGAGGGCUUCGGUCAGAAUGACUCGAUACCUGGAGUCGUGGGGGGCGGCAAAACCCUUUGCUAACCUGCACCACAGAGACAGCAUGACUACUGACAACGGCAAGAUUAACACUACUGAUGUUCCAAUGGGCCAGUAUCACUACCAGAGAAGAGAGAGGACUAAAUCUCAGAAGAGACGGUUUGAAGAGGAACUGGAAGAGAGGAUGAUCAGAACCAUCGACGGCAUCAACUCACAAAAGCAGUGGCUGAAGUCUGAGGACAUCCAGAGGAUCUCACUCUUCUUUCACAACAAGACUCUGGAGAAGGAGUAUCGAGCCACCACUCUGCCAGCCUUUAAAUACUACGUCACCUGUGCCUGUCUCAUCUUCUGCUGCAUCUUCAUAGUGCAGAUACUGGUCCUGCCCAAAACAGCAGUGUUGGGGAUCUCCUUCGGCAUGGCUUUCCUCCUUUUAGCUCUGAUCUUGGUCAUAUGUUUUUCUAGCCACAUCUUG